Molecule: messenger RNA, 4587 nt
Organism: Nerophis ophidion (straightnose pipefish)
Lineage: Eukaryota; Metazoa; Chordata; Actinopteri; Syngnathiformes; Syngnathidae
Gene: ppp2r2ca
Product: protein phosphatase 2, regulatory subunit B, gamma a
Exons: 10
Coding region: 405-1766 (453 amino acids)
Biological process (GO): peptidyl-serine dephosphorylation
Cellular component (GO): cytosol; protein phosphatase type 2A complex
Molecular function (GO): protein binding; protein phosphatase regulator activity
Source: RefSeq, a predicted model, not a curated record
CCCACAUCCUCCUCUCGUUUUCUCAUCAUUCCCCCCACCUUUGCCUCUCCUCUUCUCGCCACCUCCCCCCCCGGUGUCGUCCUCUCCCGUCCUCCGAGCGGCCUCCUCAGGAGGACCUUCACACGCCACAGGAGCCGACUCCAUCACCAUUCAUUUCACCUUCCGUCUCACCACUUCCUCCUGUCCUUUUCUCAUCCCUGCAUCCGUAAACUUCUCCCCCCCAAGCUCAGUUUCCACACCUCCCCGUUUCUCCCUCUCCCCGCCGGUCACCCAGGAUGCCUAUUUCCAAGCCCCUCCGCUAGGCCCUAGCAGCAUGGGCGGAGACUGGGCGGGAAGCGAGAGAACGGAUUGGACCCUUCCCCUCAGGACGGGCACGCUGGCGGGUCACCCUCCCUCAGCUUCAGAUGGGCGAAGACGCUGAGAGCCCCAAGAUCAACCACACCUUCCUGCGAGACUAUGUCACCGAAGCUGAUGUUAUCUCCACGGUGGAAUUCAACCAGACAGGAGACCUGCUGGCCACGGGGGAUAAAGGUGGCCGCGUGGUCAUCUUCCAGAGAGAAACUGAGUCUAAAGGGCAGUCCGAGGAGGUGGGGGAGACAGGGGACUCUGGAGAGUACAACGUCUACAGCACCUUCCAGAGUCACGAGCCGGACUUUGACUAUCUAAAGAGUCUGGAGAUCGAAGAGAAAAUCAAUAAGAUUCGAUGGCUGCCACAGCAGAAUGCCGCACAUUUUCUCCUCUCCACCAAUGACAAGACGGUGAAACUGUGGAAAGUGAGCGAGCAAGACAAGAGACCGGAGGGAUACAACCUAAAAGAUGAGGAGGGCAGACUGAAGGACGUGUCGACCAUCACCUCCCUGCAGGUACCGGUACUGAAACCCACGGACCUGAUGGUGGAGGUGCGGCCCAGGCGGGUGUUCGCCAACGGACACACCUACCAUGUCAACUCCAUAUCGGUCAACAGUGACGGCGAGACCUACCUGUCCGCCGACGACCUCCGCAUCAACAUGUGGCACCUGGGUAUCACCGACCGCAGCUUCAACAUCGUGGACAUCAAGCCAGCCAACAUGGAGGAUCUGACAGAAGUGAUCACAGCCGCAGAGUUCCACCCUCAGCACUGUCACCUGUUUGUCUACAGCAGCAGUAAGGGGACUCUCCGCCUGUGCGACAUGAGGGCGUCGGCACUGUGUGACAAACACACCAAACUGUUUGAGGAACCCGAGGAUCCAGGUAGCCGCUCCUUCUUUUCCGAGAUCAUCUCUUCCGUGUCGGACGUGAAGUUCAGCCACAGCGGACGCUACCUGCUGACCAGGGACUACCUCACCGCCAAGGUGUGGGACCUGAACAUGGACAAGGGCCCCGUGGAGACGUACCAAGUCCACGAGUACCUGAGGAGUAAGCUGUGCUCGCUCUACGAGAACGACUGCAUCUUCGACAAGUUUGAGUGUGUGUGGAACAGCUCCGACAGCGUGAUCAUGACCGGCGCCUACAACAGCUUCUUCCAGAUGUUCGACAGGGAGACGGGGCGAGGCGUGACCCUGGAGGCCUGGCGGGAGAGCAGCAAGCCCCGGGCCGUGUUGCGCACCCGCCGUGUCUACACCGGCGGGAAGCGCCGCCGCGGCGACGUGGGCGUGGACAGCUUGGACUUUAGCAAGAAGAUCCUGCACAUGGCCUGGCACCCGUCCGAGAACAUUAUCGCCAUAGCCGCCACAAACAACCUGUACAUCUUCCAGGACCGCGUCAGCCCGGAGGCGCAUGGGCAGUGACCGGAGCACCUGGCCAUUGACCGGAGGCGCACGGUCAGUGACUGGAGCACCCGGGCAGUGACCGGAGGCACCCGGGCAGUGACCGGAGGCACCCGGGCAGUGACCGGAGGCACCCGGGCUGUGACCGGAGGCACCCAAGCAGUGACCGGGGCGCACGGGCAGUGACCGGAGCACCCGGGCAGUGACCGGAGGCACCCAAGCAGUGACUGGAGCACCCAGGCAGUGACCUGAGGCGCACGGGCAGUGACCGGAGAACCCGGGCAGUGACCGGAGGCACACAGGCAGUGACUGAAGGCGCACGGGCAGUGACCGGAGCACCCGGACAGUGACCGCAGCACCCGGGCAACUGCUUACUUCGCAUUAACUGCCCGCAGGUGAGCUUCUGACGACACUAAUCGUAAGACACGAGGACGUGUUUUUGUUCCCGCCCACUUUUUGUAAAAGAGGUGCAGGGCCGCCUCAAAGAUUGUUGGGUCCUACAAAAAAGUCGGCUUACUUUUCGCCUCAUCCCUCACCUAAACCGGGAGUGAAGAAACCACCACCGACCUGUGGAUGUGGCUCACGGACGCCACCUGCCGGUUGUUUGAGGAUAGUCCCGCUCCUUGACGCUUCGGUCGCACACAGGAUUCUCACAGAAAUGAGGCAAAAACUCAACCGCACCCGCUGUAUGUACCGUAUUUUCCGGACUAUAGCGCCGUAUAAGCCGCACCCACCUGAAUUUUAGAACAAAAACAAACAUGGUUCCAUAUAUAAGCCGCACCUGACUAUAAGUCGCAUUGUGUAGUGAUUUAAUUGACAUAUAGUUUGCACAUUUUUAUGUACAUUCCUUAAUUGUUUUUAAGCGACAGUAAAAUGGCCGAGCAAAGAAAACAGAAGUCCCGCUCAUGGACCCGCUAGCUGCGGAAGCUAUUUCUCCAUUCAGCUAAAACGGUAUAUUUACAUCCCUUUAAUGGUUUCCAAACGGCAGUAAAACGGCGGGUCGAACAAAACAGAAGUCGUCGUCAUGGCUGCGCGAGCUAGCUCGCCAAUCAGCUGAACAGACUCAAAAACUCCACGGUGACAUUUCGGUGAAUUUUACGAAACUGAAAUAACACACAAGUUAUUAAUGCUAACAGAGAUGCUCGUAAACAAGUUAGCAUAUUACCGAAUGCUGACAAUGCAUUGCAAAAGCACAUACAGAUAUGCAUGAAAACAUCCCUACAGACGUCACACAAGGGACGGUUUUAGUAAGUCAAAAUUGUUUUACUUAUAUUGUAUACUCGUAUGGAUGAAGAAUCUACAAACGUUUGUAUACGAGUAGAAAGGCUGCAGAUGGCUUUGAAGACCAAACGGCACUUUACUUCCGGUUGAAAACACAGUCUAAAGAGUGGGAAAUCUCGUCCAAAAGAUUGCGCCAUAGCACCAACAAUGACACACUUUAUCUGCGUCUUUGCCAGCGUUUUGUUUUUGCCGAAGAAAAACUGGCCGUGUCGUAAGUCCGAAUCGUUUUAGUUAUAUUGUAAAAGCUACCAAAGUUGCUUGGAGUGAUGAAUGCAGAAUCUAUACGAGUAAUAAAACGCAGCGGACGGCCAGAAAACAGAAAGGCACUUUUACUUCCGGUUGAAAGCUUAGUCUAAACAGUGGGAAAACUCGUCCAAAUGAUGGCGUCCUAGCACAAAUAAAUGACACACUUUUUCUGCAUCUUUGCUUGUUUUUAAAAACUAUUCUACUUCCGAUUGAAAUGUCAAUCUUAACAGUGGGGCACCUGCAGUGGGAAAACUUUUCCAAAAGAUGGCGCCAUAGCACUAACAAUGACACACUUGUUUUUAAAAACGUUUUGCCUGAUGGCCAAUGCCGCAGAAAAACUCAUAAAUUUGCAGUGUCGUAAGUAAGUCCGAAUUGUUUUAGUUAUAUUGUAAAAGCUACCAAAGUUGUUUGAAGUGGUAAACGCGGAAUCCUUACGAGUAACUGCUGCGGACGGCCAGAAGACAAAACGGCAUUUCUACUUCCGGUUAUAAGCUCAGUUCAACUUGUGGGAAAAAUUGUCCAAAAGAUAGCGCAAUAGCACAAAAAACUAUACACUUUUUCCUAAUGGCCAAUGCCGGAGAAAAACUCAUAAAUUGGCAGCAUCGUAAGUAAAUCUGAAUUGUUUUACUUAUAUUGUAAAAGUUACCAAAGUUGCUUGGAGUAAUGAAUGCAAAAUCUAUACGAGUAAAUGCUGUGGACGGCGAGAAGACAGAACGGCACUUUUACUUCCGGUUUAAAGCUCACCUGCAGCGGGCAAACUCGCUCAAAAGAUGGCGCCAUUGCACCAACAAUGACACACUUUUUCAGCGUCUUUGCCUGUGUUUUGCUUCUAAAAACUAUUUGCCUAAUGGACAAUGCCAAAGAAAAACAAAUAAAUUGGCCGCGUCCUAAGUAAGUCUGAAUUGUUUUACUUAUAUUGUAAAAGCUACCAAAGUUGCUUGAAGUGAUGAAUGAAGAAACCAUACGAGUAGAACGCUGCGGACGGCCAGAAGACAGAACGGCACUUUUACUUCAGGUUGAAAAAUCAGUCUAAACAAUAGGAAAACUAGUCCAAUAGAUGGCGUCAUAGCACAAAAAAUGACACACUUUUUCCGCGACUUUGCAUGCAUUAUGCUUUUAAAAACUAUUUGCCUAAUGGCCAAUGCCAAAGAAAAACUCAUAAAUUGGCCACGUCGACAGUAAUUAUGAAUCGUUUCAGUUAUAUUGUAAAAGCUACCAAAGUUGCUUGGAGUAAUGAAUGCAGAAUCUAUACGAGUAGAAACGCUGCCGACGGCUAGAAGACAGAACGGCACUUUUAAUUCCGGUUGAAAGCUCA